Messenger RNA from Vitis riparia (riverbank grape), 1979 nucleotides. RefSeq names its product protein ALP1-like. The coding region runs from base 92 to 1441 and encodes 449 amino acids. NCBI's taxonomy places the organism in Eukaryota, Viridiplantae, Streptophyta, Magnoliopsida, Vitales, Vitaceae. The transcript has a single exon. The record is from RefSeq and is a predicted model, not a curated record.
CUUCCUUUUCUUCCUCUUUCUCUCUGCAAUUUCGGUGAAUUGGAGAGGAGGGUAGGGAGAGGACGGCGAGAGUGAGAGAGAGAGAGAGAGAAUGGAUCAAUCUUUCUUGUUAAUGUUGUCGAAUCUCCUCCACCUCCACAACCACCUUGAUCCCACCACCACCUCUCUCCUCUCCGACACCUCCACUGCCACCACCACUGCUACCACUUCCCCCACUUCCCCUACCUCCCUUCUCUCCUCCACCUCCGCCGCCCCACUCCUGUUCUUCACCAUCGCCUCUGUCCUUUCCUAUGUUGCCUCCUCUCGCCCAUCUUCCUCCUCCUCCACCUCCGCAGCCGCAGCCGCCGCCGCCCCCAACCCAGCGACUACUUCUUCCACUUCCGACUACUCCGUCUCCGCCUUCAGGGCACUCUCCACCGAGCACAUCUGGGCCAUGGAAGCCCCUCUCCGAGACGCCCAAUGGCGAUCGCUCUACGGCCUCUCCUAUCCCGUUUUCACCACCGUCGUCGACAAGCUCAAACCCUACAUCGCCCUCUCCAACCUCUCUCUCCCCUCGGACUACGCCGUCGCCAUGGUCCUCUCUCGCCUCUCCCACGGCUUCUCCGCCAAAACCCUCUCCUCUCGCUACUCGCUCGAACCCUACCUCAUCUCCAAGAUCACCAACAUGGUCACUCGCCUCCUCGCCACCAAACUUUACCCCGAAUUCAUCAAAAUUCCCGUCAGUCGCCGCCGUCUCCACGAAACCACCCAAGCCUUUGAAGAGCUCACCUCCCUCCCCAACAUGUGCGGCGCCAUUGACGGCAGUCCCGUCAAAAUUCGCAAUAAUUCUGCUUCUUCUUAUCGGUGUCGAUAUGGGUUUCAAUCCGUUCUUCUUCAGGUGGUCGCUGACCACAAGAAAAUUUUUUGGGAUGUUUGCGUUAAGGCACCUGGUGGCACCGAUGAUGCCACGCAUUUGAGGGAUAGUUUAUUGUAUAACCGGCUUACCUCCGGCGACAUUGUUUGGGAUAAGGUUAUCAACGUCCGGAAUCACCAUGUCAGGCCUUAUAUUGUUGGGGAUUGGUGUUACCCCUUGUUGUCUUUUUUGCUAACUCCCUUCUCUCCCAAUGGUUCGGGCGCGUCUGGACAGAACUUGUUUGAUGCGGCAUUGAUGAAGGGGCGGUCCGUGGUGGUUGAAGCAAUUGGGCUGCUCAAGGGGAGGUGGAGGAUUCUUCAGGAUUUGAAUGUGGGUAUGAAUCAUGCUCCGCAGACUAUUGUUGCCUGUUGCGUGUUACAUAAUUUAUGUCAGAUUGCAAGAGAGCCGGAGCCAGACCUUUGGAAGGAGCCGGAGGAGAGUGGACCUCCUCCUAGGGUGCUGGAGAGUGAAAAAUCAGAUUAUUUUUUCAGUGACAACUUGAGGCAGACACUGGCUGAUGAUUUGCACCAGCGGCUUUCAUCAAGAUAAGAGUUUGUACUGAGAAGGGGAUGAUUUUCAGCCUUUUGUCUCUAUAUAAUGAUGUACUUUUCCUAUAGUUUUAACAUGCUUUUAGGUUAUUAGUGGGUUUUCCUCAUUACCUCCUUAGUAAGAUCUGUAACUAUAGUUUCAGGACAACUAAGUUCCACGUGAUGAGUCUCAGUUGUAGCUGAUGGGACAAACUAACAUGGGAAUGAAAACUGAAGAUUAAAUCAAAAGAUGUCUAAUGGGAGGAAGUGGCAUAGAUCAUCCAUAGUCUGUUAGUGUGCUUUCAGUAAUGAAUUAGUUUCUUACCGCUGUUAUGUUUUUGGCCGUGUGCAUAAUGUUCAAUUUCCUCUGUUUAGAACAUGUGAAGUUAGUCCAGGCCCGAUGUCAUGUCAAUGCAUUCUUAGAGUAGAGCUGAUAAAUUUGGUCUGUUGUAGGCAUGAUGAUAUUUUACAUGUAAGAGCAAGCUAGUGGCUUUGUAAUUUUGGCUGGAAGGAAUCUCUUUUAUGAGAAUAUCAUUUUAGAAUUGUUUGUAGUUUUUUAA